Molecule: messenger RNA, 1366 nt
Organism: Klebsormidium nitens
Lineage: Eukaryota; Viridiplantae; Streptophyta; Klebsormidiophyceae; Klebsormidiales; Klebsormidiaceae
Source: the annotation of a GenBank genome assembly
CCUCUAGAAAAGAUUGCCGCUGUAUGUGUCAAAGCAGGCCGACCUCGCAAGCUGACCAACACUGGCAAGAGCAUGCAAGCCUUGAAGAAAAGCCUAGCUUGGAGGAAGACGGGCGGCUGUCGCACGGUUCUGGUUGCUAGAGGUGCUGCUCAUUAGCAUCUGGGUAAAACUGGCUACUAAUUGUACACUUUUCUCUCUGCUUGCCUGCGUGCAAACGAACAAUUGCCAGAGCUUCCAGUUUCCUCACCAAUUUUUGUGUGUUGGCGAAUAGCAUUGCGGGAAUCAAUUAUGGGGACGCUUUUGGUGGUCGCCUGGCAGCGAUACUUGCAUUCUUUGGGCAAGCGGCCCUUGAUCACGAAGGCGAUAACAUCAGGCACGCUAGCAGCGGUAGCUGAUGUCCUGGCACAGAAGAUGGGGGGCGCAAAGCAUCUGCAGCCCAAGAAGAGUGCCCUCAUGGCGGUUUACGGGCUGUGCUUCGGCGGUCCGACAUACCAUUUUUUCCACAAGAUCAUGGACCGGGUCUUUGGUGCAAAAACGGACCCGUCCACCGUCAUCCAAAAGGUCGUGGUUGAGCAGCUCACCUUUGGCGUCAUGUACAACCUCGCAAUCCUGACGUACCGGGCGUACGUGGUCGAAGGUCUGACCUGGGCCGCGACCAAGGCAAAAGUGCGGAGAGAUUACUGGGGCGUUCAGAAGCAGGGCUGGAAGCUGUGGCCGCUCGUCGCGUUCAUCAACUACAGUUUCCUGCCCCCGCAGCUGCGCGUCCUCUUCGCCAACGUGCUCUCAAUCUUCUGGGUCUGCUUCUUGAUCAUGCGUUCCAAGGUAGCAACGGUCAAAGACCGAUAGGUCCUCCUAAGACCACAGGUCGCAGCAGCGGCGUGGCAUACGUGCCUUUAAGAUACUCGGCCAGAGGGGUGGUGUCGUGGAUCAAGUUGUGCAAGAGUAUCUGAUUAGAUGUGUAUACUUAGAAGUCAAAGGGAAUAGUACUGGACAAGGUGACCGGUGGGCCAAUGUCACUGCACGUUUUAGGGUGAAGUAUAUACGUGACAAUAAGGAGCGGCGUAGGCUCUUAGGUAGAGCCAAUUGUAAGAACGUAGCCAGAUGAUCGUACAUUUUGUGUGUAAUUAGCCCAUAAUCACGCUCUCUAGCCAUCAUUCAUGCAAGUCGUAGCUAGAGGUAGUAUACGCAAAGCUAGCAAAGCUGAAAGACCGAUGCAGGGUAGAGAGCUUAGUUUGACAUUCAACGCUUGUGUUCCUUCGACCAGUCCAACUGAAUGCUUGUGCGCAGUAACAUCAAGACGAAUGAUGUGGGCAAUUCAUGAAGUUGUUUAAGGUCGGAGGUUGUUCGGCGAUCAUGGAUUUUUCGG